GCCGCAGAGACGCCCCGCCCCCGCGCGGCGCUGCGGAACCGGAGCUCCGGGCGGCGUCGGAAGCUGCACGGGAGGCGGCGAGGCCGGGACGGCAGCAGUCGGCGCGGCUGCCGCAGCGAGAGCGGCGGGGACGGAGCAGACCACGACGAAGGCGCACAGGCAGCCGGGCCGGGCCGGGCCACGGGGAGAGCGGCCGCCAGGAAGCGGGCGGGAGGCCGGGCAGGCAGCGGGCAGCCGCGGAGCCGCGGAGCGACAUGGUGCUGCUCAAGGAGUAUCGAGUCAUCCUGCCUGUGUCUGUAGAAGAGUAUCAAGUAGGGCAGCUGUAUUCUGUGGCUGAGGCCAGUAAAAAUGAAACUGGUGGUGGUGAAGGUGUGGAGGUCCUGGUGAACGAGCCCUAUGAGAAGGAUGGAGAGAAGGGCCAGUACACACACAAGAUCUACCACUUGCAGAGCAAAGUACCCACAUUUGUCCGAAUGCUGGCCCCAGAGGGAGCCCUAAAUAUACACGAGAAGGCAUGGAAUGCCUACCCUUACUGCAGAACGGUUAUUACAAAUGAGUACAUGAAGGAAGACUUUCUGAUUAAAAUUGAGACCUGGCACAAACCGGAUCUUGGCACCCAGGAGAAUGUGCAUAAGCUGGAGCCUGAGACAUGGAAACAUGUGGAAGCCAUAUAUAUAGACAUUGCAGAUCGAAGCCAAGUACUUAGCAAGGAUUACAAGGCAGAAGAAGACCCAGCAAAAUUUAAAUCUGUCAAAACAGGCCGAGGACCUUUGGGCGCAAAUUGGAAGCAAGAACUUGUAAAUCAGAAAGACUGCCCAUAUAUGUGUGCAUACAAACUGGUUACCGUCAAGUUCAAGUGGUGGGGCCUGCAGAGUAAAGUGGAGAACUUUAUACACAAGCAAGAGAGGCGUCUGUUUACAAAUUUCCACAGGCAGCUGUUCUGUUGGCUGGACAAGUGGGUUGAUCUGACUAUGGACGACAUUCGAAGGAUGGAAGAAGAGACGAAGAGACAGCUGGAUGAGAUGAGACAAAAAGACCCAGUGAAAGGAAUGACAGCAGAUGACUAAAGGCACCCCUCCCCUUUCUGCACUUUUUGCAAGACAGUGGUCAACAGGAAGGCCCAGCAGCUCCACCCUCCUGAAUGACAGGCCAUCUUCGGACUCAGCCUUUCUGUGCCCAUUCUUCAGGCAACUUCUGAUCCCUUACUGUAGCUAAUUCUAGAUACCCUUUAAUAUCGUGAACAAAUAAGACUGUCCGGUAUUACAGAGCCCAUGUGUGCGAGAGCCUGCUCCUCUGAGAUAUGUGGCGAGUAGGUUGCUGUAUUUACAGCUCCUCCCUCUCUCUCCAUUGUGUUCUGACCCAUUUCUGUGUGCCUCCCCCAUUUCCAAGUGACAUUUUUAGUCUUUCAAAAUAGCUGCCUUUUGUGAUGUGAUUUAAGUUCCUUUGUUUUCAACUUUGAGAUAAACUAAUAUUUUUGCUUCCUGGGCAGAUCUUUGCAGUUUUGAGUGCUCACUUGAGGAGAGAGGAUGAGUUAGAAAUACAGAAUUCCCACCUUCCCAGUUCAACAGAAUAGCAGUGUGACUUUGUAACUCUGACCUCUGCUCACAUAAUGUGUUGUUAAGAGUACUCUGAGCAUCAAAGAGGCCCAGCUAGUCAGUUUCAGAAAAUUUAACAAAUAUGAAUAAUCCCUGCCCCAGUCCUUGUAUCUCUGGUCACUAUUCUUAGAAACAACAGUAGCUUCUUGGUCCUCCUGUUGCCCAUUCUGUGAAUCAUUCUGUAGAGCCCACAAGACACACCUGUUGCAGCUCUACAUGGAGGGACUUGUCCAGUGUGGCCCCUUAGAAUUGAGUGUAUGCUAUAGAUACUGAUCUGUCUGACCCUGAGGAGCUUCAUGUGUCCACGCUCCUCUUCCCUUUUGGGCUGGUGCUGCCACUCAGCAAUAAUCCUCUUUUCUCUGUGCUUUUUUUUUUUUUUUUCCUUAGAUCCCUAUCCUCUGUCUCUGAGGUUGGUUAGAAUGUAAGAGCCCUGAUCUCUUCAUGCUGCACACAGUGAGCAUGCAAAAAGCUUUGUUUUGCAGCAGAACAUGUACCCUCUUGUCUCCAAUCAUUGGAAAGGAAUUUGAAGGAAAAGAACUCUGCUCAUUCUGCCCCCAGCUGAGUUCUGUCCUGGACAAUCAAAAGCAGUGAUCUUAGUAUAAGAUUCUACCAGGGUAGGCUGGAGAAGUCCAGGUUCCAGGGGAGUAGAAGCUGCUGAGUGUUUCCUAGUUCCUAAGAGUUGGCAGAAAAUGAGUAUGGCUUCCUGGUGAGGGAAUCCGAGACAGCUGCAGUGUCACCUGACCGUUCCCAAACCUUGUGUGUCAACCUGAAUGUGCAGUCAUCCAACCCCAUGCUAGCCUGGGUGCCUCUUGCUGAGAGACCAAAUCUCCACUGGGGGAGUGAGAAGUGAGAUGGGAUAAUUUAUCCUUAUGUAUUUAUCAUUUUGUUUGCCUUACCUUACUCAUUUCUAAGUGCAAUAAGGGAGUGCCUCAUGGGAUUGCACCUGGGACAUCCUGAUGGGUGGUUUACUGUGGCCCUCCUGGUAUAACAGCAGACAGAACCAGACCCUGCAGCAUGGUUAGCUCUGACCUUCACUGAGGUCCCUUUGGGACCAGAAACGUCAGGCAUUUUUCCUCGGUCUCCUCACUUCGCUGGGUCCUUAGUAAUGUACCUGGGCAUUUACUUCUGAUUAGCAUCUCAACUGCUGGUAGUGUGUAUUGGACUGGGAAAGUUGAAGAGACAUUCCUAAAGGAGAAAAAUGUAAACGUUUUCCUACAAGCUCUGUAUUACCUAUUAUGUUUGUGCUUAAAGAGUUCCAUUCUUCAUUCGUCAACCAGAUGAAGUCCAGAUGUGAAUUAUCUUGGGAGAAACUGAUACUAUGGGCAGACUUUGUUCAUGUAGAAGGAGAAUCAGUGAUGUUAAUCUCCUUUCUUCAGGUCUUCUUUGAGAUCCACACAUAUCACAUCAACUCAAAGGGGAUCUAUCUGCCUUUUCCCUGGCUCCUCCACCUCACUUCUCACUUAUACCCCAACUGAAACCAUCUGUAUGAGCUAAGCUACAGUUUCCUGAAAUCAGCCUGCAUCUGGGGUUCCUGCCCACAUGAAAAAUAAGGACUGUCCCUGGUAUUCUGUCAUAGGUAGUGCUGCUGCUGGGCAACAAUGUUGGCUUCUUUUAAAUAUCCCCUUCCCUCCUCACCCACCCCAAACUGCCUAGCACUCAGAGGGGCUUCCAAGCAAAGGCUCAGCUCCAGAGGGAGAAUACCUAAGGGUGCACAACACCCCUGCAAUGCAGACUAGCUGCUUGCUUUAGACCUGCAGGGUCUCAGUCCCAGCUGAAAGCAGCAGUGCCUCUGCGUGAGGGCUGCUGGGCUUUGGCCUUCUCAAGAAGAAAAGGAGGACAGGGUCAGUAUUGUGGGCAUGUGUCUAUCUUCCCACGUUCUUUUAUAGUCCCCGCUGGGACUCCCCGACUUAUUUUUGGUUGGUUCCUAGUGCUACUUCUUUUAUGAAUUACACUUUGUAGAACUGAUUAGAUUACCUUGUUUAUUUAAUGUGAGUUUGUGCCUUUUUUUUGUCUCAAUCUUCCAAUACAGGUAUAUUGGGAAAGAAAGCAGUCUAAUAAAAUCCUCGACAGAGCUUUCUGGA
Molecule: messenger RNA, 3676 nt
Organism: Cavia porcellus (domestic guinea pig)
Lineage: Eukaryota; Metazoa; Chordata; Mammalia; Rodentia; Caviidae
Gene: Pitpna
Product: phosphatidylinositol transfer protein alpha
Exons: 12
Coding region: 255-1067 (270 amino acids)
Biological process (GO): phospholipid transport
Cellular component (GO): cytoplasm
Molecular function (GO): phosphatidylinositol binding; phosphatidylcholine intramembrane carrier activity; phosphatidylcholine binding
Source: RefSeq, a predicted model, not a curated record